This is a messenger RNA of Serinus canaria (Common canary), 8841 nucleotides long. It is a transcript of the gene MYO9A, whose product is annotated as myosin IXA. NCBI's taxonomy places the organism in Eukaryota, Metazoa, Chordata, Aves, Passeriformes, Fringillidae. Bases 390 to 8300 code for a protein of 2636 amino acids. Gene Ontology annotation, biological process: positive regulation of GTPase activity; intracellular signal transduction. The transcript has 43 exons. Gene Ontology annotation, molecular function: ATP binding; microfilament motor activity; protein binding. The record is from RefSeq and is a predicted model, not a curated record. Gene Ontology annotation, cellular component: myosin complex.
GGCAGUCGGGCAGCGCCCGGGCGGCGGCGGUGGCGGAGGGAGCGCCCGUCCGUCCGUCCGCACCUCCUCCUUCCCGGGACCCAUCUCAACACCCAUCCUCGGGACCCCCGGAUCUUCCUCAGCACCGACCUCCGGGACCCUGCUCAGCACCCACCCUUGGGACACUCCUUAGCACCGGCCGUCCUCAGCGCAGACCCCCGGGACAUCUAUUCAGAACCGACCUCCUUCAGCCAACGACCCUCGGGACCCCCCUCAGCGGCGGCGGAGGCUGCGGCUGCGGGCGAGGGAUGCGCCGCGCCCCGACACCCAGCCUUGCUAACAUGAUGACCUGACAAGACAGAGCACAGUCCUGACUAUGCAGCCCAGGGACUGAUGGGAAAGGAUCCAAUAUGAGUGUGAAUGAUGUUGGAGGCAGACGACGCUUUGAGGAUAGCGAGUACACGCUGCACAUCUACCCCGGGAGCAUCGCAGAGGGGACAAUCUACUGCCCCAUCACCGCCAGGAAAACGUCCACGGCCGCCGAGGUCAUCGACUCGCUCAUCAACAAACUCCAGCUGGAGAAAACAAAAUGUUACGUGUUGGCCGAAGUGAAGGAGUUUGGAGGGGAGGAAUGGAUCCUCAACCCCACGGACUGCCCGGUGCAGCGCAUGAUGCUGUGGCCGCGCAUGGCGCUGGAGAACCGCAUCAGCGGCGAGGAUUAUCGCUUCCUGCUGCGGGAGAAGAACCUGGAUGGCUCCAUCCACUACGGGAGCCUCCAGUCCUGGCUGCGGGUGACGGAGGAGCGGCGCAGGAUGGUGGAGCGGGGCUUCCUCCCCCAGCCCCAGCAGAAGGACUACGACGACUUGUGCGGUUUGCCGGACCUGAACGAGAAAACGCUCCUGGAAAAUCUCAGAAACCGCUUCAAGCAGGAAAAAAUCUACACCUACGUUGGCAGCAUCCUCAUUGUUAUUAAUCCCUUCAAGUUCCUACCUAUUUAUAACCCCAAGUAUGUGAAGAUGUACGAUAACCAUCAGCUGGGCAAGCUGGAGCCCCACAUUUACGCUGUGGCAGAUGUGGCUUACCAUGCUAUGCUCCAGAGGAAGAAGAACCAGUGCAUCGUGAUUUCAGGAGAGAGCGGCUCGGGAAAGACACAGAGCACCAACUUUCUGAUUCAUCACCUCACCGCCCUCAGCCAGAAGGGAUUUGCCAGUGGAGUAGAACAGAUUAUUCUUGGAGCUGGCCCAGUGCUUGAGGCAUUUGGAAAUGCAAAAACUGCCCAUAACAACAACUCCAGUCGCUUUGGCAAAUUCAUCCAAGUGAACUACCAGGAGACAGGCACCGUGCGAGGAGCUUAUGUUGAAAAAUACCUCCUGGAGAAGUCCCGACUGGUCUAUCAGGAGCACAACGAGCGGAACUACCAUGUAUUUUAUUACCUCCUGGCAGGAGCAAGUGAGGAGGAGAGAUCAGCAUUUCACCUGAAGCAGCCAGAGGAAUAUCAUUACCUUAACCAGAUGACAAAGAAACCCCUCAGACAGAGCUGGGAUGAUUAUUGCUAUGACUCGGAGCCGGAUUGUUUCUCCGUGGAAGGAGAGGACCUGAAGCACGACUUUGAGCGGCUGCAGCUCGCCAUGGAGAUGGUGGGGUUUCUGCCCAAGACACGCAGACAGAUUUUCUCUCUGCUGUCGGCGAUUCUGCACCUGGGGAACAUCCGGUACAAAAAGAAAACCUACAGGGAUGACUCCAUUGACAUCUGCAACCCUGAAAUACUUCCUGUUGUGUCUGAGCUGCUGGAGGUGAAAGAAGAGAUGCUGUUUGAGGCCCUGGUGACCAGAAAGACAGUGACAGUGGGAGAGAAGCUGAUCUUACCAUACAAAUUAGCAGAGGCCGUGACGGUGCGGAAUUCCAUGGCCAAGUCAUUGUACAGUGCCCUGUUUGACUGGAUCGUGUUCAGGAUCAACCACGCCCUCCUCAACUCCAAGGACAUGGAGGAAAGCACCAAGACUUUAUCCAUUGGAGUGCUUGAUAUUUUUGGGUUUGAAGACUAUGAAAACAACAGUUUUGAACAAUUCUGCAUUAACUUUGCCAACGAGCGCUUGCAGCACUACUUUAACCAACACAUCUUUAAACUGGAACAGGAGGAAUAUAGAGCAGAAGGAAUUAGCUGGCACAACAUUGACUACAUAGACAACUCCAGCUGCAUCAACCUGAUCAGCAAGAAGCCAACGGGGCUGCUCCAUCUGCUGGAUGAGGAAAGCAAUUUUCCCCAAGCCACAAACCAGACGCUGCUGGACAAGUUCAAGCGUCAGCACGAAGGGAGCUCCUACAUUGAAUUCCCAGCAGUGAUGGAGCCAGCUUUCAUCAUCAAACACUACGCGGGCAAAGUGAAGUACGGAGUCAAGGAUUUCCGGGAGAAGAACACGGACCACAUGCGGCCGGACAUCGUGGCUCUGCUGCGGAGCAGCAGGAACGCCUUCAUCUGCGGCAUGAUUGGCAUUGAUCCCGUGGCUGUUUUCCGCUGGGCCGUCCUCAGGGCCUUUUUCAGGGCCAUGGUGGCCUUCAGGGAGGCUGGGAAACGAUAUGUGGAGAAGAAAACUGGGCAUGAUGAUGCAGUGCCAUGUGCGGUUUUGAAAAGUGUGGAUAGUUUUAGCUUUCUGCACCACCCAGUUCAUCAGAGGAGCUUAGAGAUCCUGCAGAGGUGCAAGGAGGAGAAGUACAGUAUCACUCGGAAGAGCCCGCGGACGCCGCUCUCAGACCUGCAGGGAGUCAACACCAUCAAUGAGAGGAGCCCACGGGAUGCCUAUGGAGUUGGCUGGAACGGCCGGAUGGGGAUGAGGCACAACAGGCUCACCAGCCCCGGCACCUUCCUGGACAAAGAUGGGAUAUUUGUCAACACCACCAACAGCAAACUGCUGGAGAGGGCCCAUGGCAUCCUCAUGCGAAAUAAGAACUUCAAAGCCAAGCCCAGUCUCCCAAAGCACUUGCUGGAUGUGAAGUCCCUCAAGCACCUGACCAACCUGACCUUGCACGACCGCAUCACCAAAUCUCUCCUCCACCUCCACAAGAAGAAAAAACCACCCAGCAUCAGUGCCCAGUUCCAGGCAUCCCUCAACAAACUGAUGGAGACCCUUGGCCAAGCAGAGCCCUAUUUUGUCAAGUGCAUCCGAUCCAACGCCGAGAAGCUGCCCCUGAGGUUCAACGACAGCCUGGUGCUGCGGCAGCUGCGCUACACGGGGAUGCUGGAGACGGUGCGCAUCCGCCAGUCAGGAUACAGCUGCAAAUACUCCUUCCAGGAUUUUGUGAACCAUUUCCAUGUCCUUUUGCCACAAGGGAUCAGUCCAUCUAAGCACAAUAUCCAUGAUUUCUUCCGGAAGAUAAAACUCAAUCCAGACAAUUACCAAGUUGGAAGAACAAUGGUUUUCAUGAAGGAGCGGGAGCGGCAGCUUCUGCAGGACCUGCUGCACCAGGAGGUGCUGCGGAGGAUCACGCUGCUGCAGCGCUGGUUCCGCAGCCUGCUCUGCAGGAGGCAGUUCCUGAGCCUGCGGCACGCCGCCAUCACCAUACAGAGAUUUUGGCGGAGCUACCAGAGCCAAAAAAAAGGCAAACCAUCCCCAGACCCUCAGGUUCUCAGCAAAGCCGCUGUCAUCCUUCAGACCCACUGGCGAGGCUUCGUGGAGCGGCGCAGGUUCCUGCAGAUGCAGUUUGCAGCCCAUCUCAUCCAGAGCUGCUGGCGGGAGCACGCCAGGCGCCGGCACGCCGCAGCCACCAGCAUCCAGGCGGCCUGGCGGGGCCACCGCAGCCGGCAGGCGCUGGCUGCCCGCAGGAGCAGGGCCGUGUGCCUGCAGGCGGCGUGCCGCGGGUACCUGGCACGGCAAAGGUUUAGAGCUUUGAAAGAGCACCAGUUAAAAGAGAUGCAGCUGGAGAAUGGCCUGGCAGGUAGAGAAGAGGAUGGACUGGAAGCAGAUGGUUUGGAAAUUAAGGGCUCUGACCCAUCUAAGUGGGAGGACAGCUCAUUUGAAGAGCGAGUGAGAGCUGUAGAACAACAUAAAUCACUGAUGGAGAAUAAUCGGGUGAAUCACAUGGACCCACUGGAUACUUCCCUGUACAAAAGGCAUGAGAGAGCCAGCAGCCAGAGUGGGAUGGACACGGAGGAGGAGAUCAUGGUGAGAGAGAGGCCCAAGUCUCUGGAGGAUCUCAACCAGAAGAAAGUGGUUCGUGCAAAGAGGGAAAGCCGGAGGAUGCGGGAGCUGGAGCAGGCGAAGUUCAGCCUGGAGCUGCUCAAGGUGCGCUCCACGGGCGGGCUGUCACCUUCGGAGGAGCAGCGCUGGUCCCCCGAGCUGCUGCCCGAGGCACUGCCUUCCCCUCAGGGAACCCCCGAGAGCGAGAGCUCUCAAGGGAGCUUCGAGUUGUUAAGCAGUGAAGAUACCUCAAGUAGUAAAUUCGUUUCCUUAGUCUUAGAUGAGCAGGACACACAGUCAUUUUCCAUGGACUCCCUGCCCAGCAGUCCCCAGGUUCAGCUGCAGGAGAAGCCAUUCUACACAGGGGAUGGGAACAAGGAUUUGCCUGGCUGCAGACAGACCCCAGCAGACACGGUGCUGCCUGAUAACCUCACCAGGAAGGAGCGUGGGGUUGGUGACCCCCAAAAUGUUAUAAAGGCUCACCCAAGAGAAACCCUCCUCUCCAGCAACCUCCCCACUUUCUACAUUCCACCACAAGACAAUGCGAAGGUGAAGAUGGUGGAGAAUAACCUGAGGAAUAAAGCAGUGCAAAGAGAGGAAAGGACAGUUUUGUUCUCUGAGGACAGGAAGGACUCUGAGCCAGACCAGGGCAAAGCCUUGGAAGAAGAGGAGGAAAAGGAUAAACCCUCUACCAAGAGAGAGGAACGUGGGACAGUGACAGCAGCACGGGCCCUUUCUCCAGGUUCUGUCAUUAAGAGACUGGAAAAGCUCAACGUGGAGAAGGAGGAACGGCAAAAGCAGCUUCAGCUGCAAAAUGAGAGGGAGAUGAUGGAGCAGAUUCGUCAGCAGAAGGAAAUUCUGGAGAGACAGCGCAAAGCCUUCGAGCAGCAAGGGAAGGUAGAGGCUUUGCAGAGGACAGAGCAGAGCAGAGUGAAGGACCCUUCCCUCAAACCAGCCAAAAAACCAGACAGCCGGCCUCAGUCAGUCCUCAUCCUGCCCUCCCAGAGCAGAGGGGAGCACAGCCCCACCCCAGGCACGGCUCCAACCUCAGCAGUGGACAUCAAGGGUCUCACUGUUGGGACCAGGGGAAGCUCUCCAGCCCACGGUGCCCCCAAAGACCGGCCUGUCAGCAUGUUCGUGGAGCCCCGCUGCCAUUCCAAACCAGCUCUGGACCCCAAGGACCACCCAGGCAGCCACUUCUCCAGGACAGAGCGCCUCCGGCAACCUCGGAUACCCAACCAGGCCACUGAGGAGACGAGGGCGAGCUCCAUGUUCUUCACACCAAAGGACAAUCCCUUUGGCCUCCACAGAGAGGCAAAUCAUCAGUGCCUUUCCAAGGGUGAAAUAGCACGGAAGCCAUUUAAGAUGCCAGGGUCUGGCCGAGGCGAGGUGCCCAGACCGAGCCAUAAAAAGAAAGCCCGCAUGGCGCGGACGCGCUCCGAUUUCUUGACUAGAGGUGCUUUUGCUGAUGGGGAGGGGGAUACGGAGGAAGAGGAUUGCGAUGGCAGUUUUGAGUUCCUUCUCUCCUCUGAGCACCCUCCUCACGCCGAGGCGGUGCCCGCAGCCCGCCUGGGGCAGGCCUGUUACAGUGACUCCGAAAUGACCGUGCAGCGAUUCACCUCCGGGGAAGGCCAGGCCAAACUGCACAAAACCAUGUCCCAGGGGGAGAUUGGGAAGCUGGCAGCCACACAGAAGAGUCUGACUCCAGAUGGGAGGCCUCAGCGAGCCAAGAUGAGGUUUUGGGUGAAGGGAAAGCAGGGGGAGAAGAAGCCCCCCCGGGAGAAGCUCGCGACCCAGUCUGAGCUGCUGGAGCUGUACGCGGAGCAGGAAGCCCCUGGCAGGGAGACCAUUCCUGGACUGCAGCUGGGUGAAGCAGAGUUGGGUCCUCAUCCCCUGACGCCCCCGCGGAGUCCGGAGCUGUCGGGCCUCUACCGUCGGGAAUUCAAGGAGAACAAGGAGCCCUCUCCCAAAGUGAAGCGCAAGCGCAGCGUCAAGAUCAGCAACGUGGCUCUGGAGCCUGUGCAGUGGCAGAACGACUCCCUGCAGAUCAUAACGAGUGCCAGUGACCUGAAGAGCAUGGAUGAGUUUCUCCUGAAAAAGAUGAAUGAGCUGGACAACGAGGAUAGCAAGAAGGACACACUGGUGGAUGUCGUGUUCAAGAAAGCGCUGAAGGAAUUCCGACAAAACAUCUUCAGCUUUUACUCCUCGGCAUUGGCAAUGGACGAUGGGAAGAGCAUCCGCUACAAGGACCUCUACGCCUUAUUUGAGCAGAUUCUGGAGAAGACCAUGAGGCUUGAGCAGAGGGACUGGAGUGAGUCUCCAGUUAAAGUCUGGGUCAAUACCUUCAAAGUCUUCCUGGAUGAAUAUAUGCAGGAGUACAAACCCCUGGACUACACUGCAGGGAAGAUGCCAAAAACGGAACGAAAAAAGAGAAGGAAAAAGGAAGCAGAUGUGGUGGAAGAGCACAAUGGUCACAUUUUCAAGGCAACCCAAUACAGCAUCCCCACAUACUGUGAAUAUUGCUCCUCCUUGAUCUGGAUCAUGGACAGGGCUUCUGUUUGUAAAUUAUGUAAAUAUGCUUGUCACAAGAAGUGCUGUCUUAAAACCACGACCAAGUGCUCCAAAAAGCACGACCCAGAGCUCUCCCCACGGCAGUUUGGUGUGGAGCUGUCCCGGCUGACCAGCGAGGAGCGGGCGGUGCCGCUGCUGGUGGAGAAGCUCAUCAACUACAUCGAGAUGCACGGGCUCUACACCGAGGGCAUCUACAGGAAAUCAGGAUCCACCAACAAGAUCAAGGAGCUGCGGCAAGGCCUCGAUACAGACAUCGAUAACGUGAAUUUGGACGACUACAACAUCCACGUCAUUGCCAGCGUGUUCAAGCAGUGGCUCCGAGAUCUGCCCAACCCCCUCAUGACCUUUGAGCUCUACGAGGAGUUCCUGCGGGUGAUGGGCCUCCAGGAGAGGAAGGAGACAGUGCGUGGGGUGUACUCGGUCAUUGACCAGCUCUCCCGCACCCACCUCAGCACCCUGGAGCGCCUCAUCUUCCACCUGGUCAGGAUUGCCCUCCAAGAAGAGACCAACCGUAUGUCAGCCAAUGCCCUGGCCAUCGUGUUUGCUCCCUGCAUCCUCCGCUGCCCCGACACAACAGACCCUCUGCAGAGUGUUCAGGACAUCAGCAAAACCACCACUUGCGUGGAGUUAAUUGUCAUCGAGCAGAUGAACAAGUACAAGGCUCGGCUCAAAGACAUCAACAGCCUGGAGUUCGCAGAGAACAAAGCCAAGAGCCGCCUCUCCUUGAUCCGCAGAUCUAUGGGCAAAGGACGCGUGCGGCGCGGCGCCUUCCCCAGCCCCGCGUCCCCUGUCACCGGCCGCUUGCCCUCGGUGACGGACGUCCCUGAGGAGACCCUGAGCAGCGAGGAGGCCAUGGAGAUGGAAGUGACAGAGCAGCAGCAGGUGGCCAUGCAGCAGGAGGAGAAGGUGCUGACUGAGCAGAUCGAGAGCCUGCAGAAGGAAAAGGAGGAGCUGACAUUUGAGAUGCUGACACUGGAGCCCCGCGCCUCCGACGAUGAAACCCUCGAGUCCGAAGCCUCCAUUGGCACAGCUGACAGCUCCGAAAAUUUGAACUUUGACUCCGAAGGAGCCAUCUCCGACCGCUCGGAGAGAAGUGUAGCACUUAGCUCCCUGCGCCCCGCCAAGGCCGAGGGGCCGAGCCGGCUGCGACGGCACCCCAGGAUGCGGCUGGACCCGGCGGAGCCAACCGACACCCCCAUCUCCUCCUCCUCCUCCUCCUCCCAGUCAUCCACCUCCUGCUUGCCCCACCUGCCCCGGAAGCGCUUCCAGAUGUACUCCAAAUCUCCUUUCUACCGAGCAGGGGGACACCAUGGCGAGGCCCCCGAAACGCGGGCGAGCCCUGAGGGCCUGACGGGGCCUCUCCAUUAUCCCGAGGACCGGCCGCAGUUCACCACGCGCGGGACCUUCAACCCGGAGAAAGGCAAACAGAAACUGAAGAGUGUGAAAUCUUCCCCCCCAAAAACCAAAGAGCCCCCGGAUGGGGGGCCUGGAGGGGGACGCAAGAGGAACCCUGAGGCCGAUUGUGCUGCCGCCCAACCCCUCAUCCUCCUGGGGAGCAACGAGUUCAUGGUCUGAGAUGCUCCACCCCAGAGCCACAUCCAUGCCGGGGCAUCCUCCCCAUUGGCAGUGCUCUGAUGGCUUCCUCGUUAACACCAGGAGAUGAAUGCUUAAUUAAAAAGGCCGGGAGGGGACGGUUUUAAUGGUGGCCUUAAUGAUUUGGAGGAGUUGAGACCUUCGGGUGGCCGGGGGGGUGGCCGGGGAUGGGAGGCAGUGGCUCCUGGCCCUUCCCCUCGGAGCAUCCCACGUCUCGGAGCAUCCGCCGCCAAAUCCUUGUGCCGAAUCGCCAUCACUGUUGGUAGGAGCAAACCAAGCCUAAAAAUCCCACGGGAGCAUCCCGAGCUGGCUCCACUGCAGCCAAGCCCUCCGCGCUUUAACCACCUCAUCCACGCCAACGCCAAGUGCAUGGAAAAGUGUUAAAACCUGCCAAAAAUCACCUUUUCCCUUUGGUUGUUUAUUUUUUAACGAGACCUAACUGUCUUUCCUUUUUUUUUUUUUUUUUUUUUUUUAAGUCUUUUUGAGAUCAUCAGUAUUAAAAAAUAAUAAUAAUUAAUAAUAA